Drosophila albomicans is the source of this 1235-nucleotide messenger RNA. RefSeq names its product homeobox protein ceh-30 (gene lms). Lineage: Eukaryota; Metazoa; Arthropoda; Insecta; Diptera; Drosophilidae. Bases 69 to 1235 code for a protein of 388 amino acids. The transcript is spliced from 3 exons. The record is from RefSeq and is a predicted model, not a curated record. Gene Ontology annotation, biological process: neuron differentiation; central nervous system development; regulation of DNA-templated transcription. Gene Ontology annotation, molecular function: DNA binding; DNA-binding transcription factor activity, RNA polymerase II-specific.
UUGUUGUGUUUUUUGGGUUCCGGCUCUGAUCCAAUACGACAAAUCUUUUCGAUUCGAAGCGAGUGAAAAUGAAUACUCAAUCUGUGGUGCGUCGUCAUCCGCACAGUUUCUCAAUCGAGCAAAUUCUGGCCAAACCGGAGACACAUUCUCCCAGUAAUUAUGUUGAUCCGACUGCCAGUUUCCAAGUGAUCAAUGAUAAUCAAACUCAGUUGAUUCAUAAUGAAAGUGUGCGUGAAAGUUGUGAUGAUUCGCGUGUGUCCAGUCCUGCAACAUCGAGUUGCCUUGAGGAUGGCCUGGAGGAUGGCAAAAGUGAUAUUGAACUCGCGUCGGAUGAUGGAAGUGCGAACGACGAUCGCAAGAAGCGACCUCGCACCGCCUUCUCGGCUGCCCAGAUCAAGGCGCUGGAAACGGAAUUCGAACGGGGAAAAUAUCUAUCGGUGGCCAAACGAACGGCGCUGGCCAAACAGCUCCAACUCACCGAGACACAGAUAAAGAUCUGGUUCCAGAAUCGCCGCACAAAGUGGAAACGCAAAUACACCUCGGAUGUGGAGACACUUGCCUCGCACUAUUAUUCCCAACUGGGCAUGGGAGGACUAGCGCGUCCCAUGGUUGUUGGAGAUCGUCUCUGGCUGUUUAGUCAAACUCCAGCUGGACCCACGCCCAUACAGUCCAUCAUGCUGAACGGCAGUGGAACUGCGCCGCCUAUGCGACCUUAUGGACCGCCGCCAAAUGGUGCGCCAAUGCCACCGCUGCACGGUGCCAGCGUAAUUGAGAGUGCCAGAAAUGCCAUAUUGGCACGUGGACAGCCGCUCAACUUUGCGCUGCCCUUUGGACUACCGAAGCCAGUGGCCGCAACGCCACCUAGCACAGCAGCAGUCGCAUCGCCAACUGGCUAUGUGCCACACUGUAAACCCUACGCUGGCAGCUUUGUUGACUAUGCACCGCCGCAUCCGGCCAGCGAGGCAUAUCUGCAGCUGAAGUAUGCCACGAUGCCGCCGGAAACGGAAGUGGCCACCAGCAAUGGUUUGGCCGAGCUGGAGCGUGUCUUUGGCGAUGCCAAUGCGAACUUUCUGCUGCAAAAGGGCACGCCAGUUGCCAACAGCAACACAUCCUGUGGCUAUGGACACGAAGGAUUGCAGCAAGCGCAACGCAGUCGACGUGCCACACAAUCGGAGUCCGAAUGCAGCGACAUUGAUUGCGAGCUGCUCGACGAGGAUGAGGAUGCUGUGGAGUAA